UAAAGAAACUCCUCGUAAAUUUCUAAAAAUCAACAGUUAAAAUGAGUCGUAGACGGAGUAAGAGUUCAAGUAGUGAUAGUGUUGACAGCGCUGAAGAAGAACGUCGUCGUGAUAUCAAAGAACGUGACGAAUUUUCUAAACGAUUAAAGGAAAAAGAUGACACCAAAACAAGGAAAGUUGUUGAAUCAAAAACAAACAAACGAGCAUAUGAAGAAGCAGCUAAAAGGCUUAAGCUGCAACAUGAUGCUCGUGAUAAACUCAUUCCAAAGUUACGUGUCCAAUCACGAAGAGAAUAUUUGGCAAAACGUAAAGAGGACAAAGUAGCAGAACUUGAAGCCGACAUUGUCGACGAUGAAUAUUUGUUUGACGAAGUUAAACUCACGAAACGAGAGAAAGAGGAGCGGGAACAUAAGAAGCGACUUUUAAGCAUUGCUAAACAACAUGAGGAAGCUCGAGAGCUUGAACGUGUUCAACGAUAUCACAUGCCAAAAGAUAUGAAAACAGGCGAGAAAGGUGAAUAUGUGGAAGUUGACGAACGUGAAAAGCAACCGAAUUCCGAGCAAAAGAAAUGGGAAGCUGAACAAUUACAAUCAGCUCUCUUCAAGUUUGGAUCUCGUGAUGUUAAACCCGACGAAUAUGAUCUGCUUUUGGAAGAUGAAAUCGAAUUUGUUCAAGUUCUUCGAAUGGACGGUUCUAAAGACAUUGACAGGAAACCGGAAGUGACUGAAAGUGAAAAGAAGAAAAUGAACAUUGAAGAAACUAAGAAGAGUCUUCCCGUGUAUCCAUUCCGUGAUGAUUUAAUUGCAGCAAUUCGUGAACAUCAGGUUUUGAUCAUUGAAGGAGAAACUGGUUCUGGUAAAACAACACAAAUUCCUCAGUAUCUCUAUGAGGCAGGAUUUACAAAAGAUGGCAAGAAGAUUGGCUGUACACAACCACGUCGAGUUGCAGCAAUGUCAGUGUCUGCUCGUGUUGCUGAAGAGAUGGGCGUGAAGUUGGGAAAUGAAGUUGGAUACAGCAUUCGAUUUGAAGAUUGUACAUCAGAGAGAACUGUUUUGAAGUACAUGACAGACGGAACUUUGCACCGCGAAUUUCUCAGCGAACCUGAUUUGGGUUCAUACAGUGUGAUGAUCAUCGACGAAGCUCACGAACGUACACUUCACACUGACAUUCUGUUUGGACUUGUUAAGGACAUUGCAAGAUUUCGUUCUGAUUUGAAACUUCUCAUUUCAAGUGCGACGUUAGAUGCUGAGAAAUUUUCAGAAUUCUUUGAUGACGCGCCAAUUUUUCGAAUUCCUGGUCGUCGAUAUCCGGUUGACAUUUAUUACACAAAAGCACCAGAAGCUGAUUACAUCGACGCUUGCGUUGUUUCGAUCCUUCAAAUUCAUGCAACACAACCACUUGGUGAUAUUCUCGUGUUUCUCACAGGUCAGGAAGAGAUUGAAACUUGUCAUGAGAUUCUUCAAGAUCGAGUUAAGCGUUUAGGAUCAAAAUUAAGAGAAUUGAUAAUUCUUCCGAUUUAUGCCAAUUUACCUUCAGAUAUGCAAGCAAAGAUCUUCGAUCCAACACCACCAAAUGCUAGAAAAGUUGUUCUAGCUACAAAUAUCGCUGAAACUUCUCUCACUAUUGACAACAUUAUUUACGUCAUUGAUCCAGGAUUUGCUAAGCAAAACAAUUUCAAUUCAAGAACAGGAAUGGAGACGUUGAUGGUUGUUCCAAUAUCGAAAGCAUCAGCAAAUCAAAGAGCGGGACGAGCGGGAAGAGUUGCACCUGGAAAAUGUUUCCGUCUUUACACAGCAUGGGCCUACAAACAUGAACUUGAAGACAAUACUGUGCCUGAGAUUCAAAGAAUAAAUUUGGGCAAUGCUGUGCUGAUGUUGAAAGCUCUUGGAAUUAACGAUUUGUUGCAUUUUGAUUUUCUCGACCCGCCUCCACAUGAAACUUUGGUUCUUGCUCUUGAACAACUUUACGCACUUGGAGCUUUGAAUCAUCAUGGCGAACUCACGAAAAUGGGACGCCGAAUGGCGGAAUUUCCAGUGGAUCCGAUGAUGGCGAAAAUGCUUUUAGCUUCGGAGAAGUAUAAAUGUUCGGAAGAGAUUGUAACAAUUGCUGCAAUGUUGUCAGUCAAUAGCGCAGUGUUUUACCGACCGAAGGAUAAAAUUAUUCACGCUGACACUGCAAGGAAGAAUUUCAAUCACAUUCAUGGCGAUCAUUUAAGUUUACUUCAAGUUUACAAUCAAUGGUGUGAAAGUGAUUACAGCACGCAAUGGUGUUAUGAAAACUUCAUUCAAUAUCGAUCAAUGAAGCGAGCUCGUGAUGUUCGAGAGCAACUUGUGAAUCUGAUGCAACGUGUGGAAAUUGACAUGGUGUCGGGUGUGACAGAGUCGAUAAACAUUAGGAAAGCUGUCACUGCUGGUUACUUUUAUCACAUAGCAAAGCUUUCAAAAGGUGGAAAUUAUAAAACCGUGAAACACAAUCAAACUGUGAUGAUUCAUCCGAAUUCAGCUCUUUUUGAAGAACUUCCACGAUGGGUUUUGUAUCAUGAACUUGUUUUCACAACAAGAGAAUUUAUGCGACAAGUCAUUGAAAUUGAAAGCAAAUGGCUAUUGGAGGUUGCGCCGCACUACUACAAACCGAAGGAACUUGAAGACUCAACAAAUAAAAAAAUGCCGAAGACUGUCGGACGAGCAGGCCCAUCAGAUGCACAUUAGGAAAGAAUUUCUAAAGUUUUUAGUUAAUAAAUUUGAUCAAUUAUGAAAAUACAAAAAAGUUUCAUUUUAAUCUUUUGAAAUUUGCAGAGAACUUUAGAAGAUUUUACAGCAAAAUGUCAACAAGAAGGUGUAAAAAAGUUAAGUAACAAAGGAAGAAAUCAUUUCCACUCUAGUUUUUCCAAUAAGUUUUAAUUGAAAAAUAGAAAUUGUUGC
Clunio marinus is the source of this 2921-nucleotide messenger RNA. Lineage: Eukaryota; Metazoa; Arthropoda; Insecta; Diptera; Chironomidae. The record is from the annotation of a GenBank genome assembly.